AUGGCAGCAGCAGCACCUGGGGGCGACCCGCCCCUGUCUGUACACCGCAACGCCAACCUCCCUGGGACGUUAGCAGCACCAGCCACUGCUGCAGCAGAUGAGCCUUGUCAGUCUUUGCCUGUCUUUGCAUCCGGGGAUGCACAGCUGGAGCAGCGGUUGCUGCAGACGUUUGCUGCGCUCAGAAUACCAAGGGAUCCACCUGCUGCUGCUGCUGCUGCAGGUGGUGCUGCUGACAGUGGAGACACGGAGCACCAGCACAUGAGAGCUGUUGCUGUUCCGCCUGCUGAGGAGCAGCAGCCACCUGCUACAAGGCAGACCCCUACAAGGCAGACCCCUACAAGACAGACCCCUGCAGCAGCUGCUGCUGCCUCUGCAGAUUUGGCUGCAGGUUCAGUAGAAACUGGUACAGCAAGAGGAGCAGAAGCAUCUACCGUUGCUAGCAGCAGCAGCAGCCCGACAACUCCGACCGUUGACAGUCCACACCCAGCGAGCCAAACUUCAGCAGCAGCAGCAGAAACACAGGCAGCAUCAGCAACAGCAGAAGUAGCAGCAGGGGCGUCUGACGCUGCUGCAGCACCACGUGGGCGUGGGGCGGAGGAGCAGCGAGUGGUGCUGCUGGAGCGACCCGCUGCAGCUCGAGGGGAGUCCCCUGGGGCUUGCAGUGAGGCUACUGACAGCACGCGGUGUACAGACGCCGCAGAUGUUGUGCGGCCUCCAUCAUUUGGAUCGUGGAGAUAUUAUUCUUUAGCAGAUGUUUCUGACGAAGCAAUGAGUGCUGCAGGCAUGCAACGGGCCUGCCAGCUCAUGCUGCAGCAGCUGAGACGUGCUGCUGCUGCUGCUGCAGGGACACCCUCCCCAGAUGCUGCUAUUACGGGUCCUGCUGCUCCUGCAUCUUCUGCACAAGCAGCAGCAACAGCAGCAGCAGAAACAGAGCCCGAAGACCCGCGACUGGCAGGCGAGACAUUUGUCUUCGUUCUAAGGGCUUCCUCAGAUGCCUCUGGCGUUUGCGGGGAGGAGGCAGACACUCCAAACCCCAAACCCUUACCUGUCUCCUCUCUCUGA
Messenger RNA from Eimeria acervulina, 1062 nucleotides. RefSeq lists its product as hypothetical. The record is from RefSeq and is a predicted model, not a curated record. The transcript is spliced from 2 exons. Bases 1 to 1062 code for a protein of 353 amino acids. NCBI's taxonomy places the organism in Eukaryota, Apicomplexa, Conoidasida, Eucoccidiorida, Eimeriidae.